AUGACCACAACAGUAGCAGGUAAUAUCAGACCUCUCCUUUCUACAGUCUUUCACCAUAUGGUGGCAUCUGAAAUAUCGCAAUUUCAAAUUUCACCACUUCACUCCUCUCCCCUCCUCUUUUGCAACUUGAGGCUGUUCGCUGCUUCCCCCUCGGACAGCUGCUGUCUCUUGCAUGUACCCCUUCUGCCCCUUCCAUCAAAUCCUGUCAUCCUCUUAAUACUGUUGGCAUACAUAUCUAUCGAAUUGAUUGAUAUGUAUGCACACCGCACUUCUCAGUUUGACAUAUACAACAAAUGUGACUUCCGUGAAUGCCUCCUUCCAUCUUAUCUAUAUGAUAUCUUGAGACCAAAAAAAAAACCAACAAAAAACGCUCUCUCUUUCCAUAUCUCUCUCUCUCUCUCUCUUUCCAUCUCUCUCUCUCUCUCUCUCUCUCUCUCUCUCUCUCUCUUUCAACCUUUCUCUUUCAACCUCUCCAUUCUUUUCACCUCCCUCUAUUUCCACCUUCCUUCUGUGAAUCGGGUGUACAUCGGCCGUCGGGCGCAUAAUGAUUUGUUUCUCUCUUUCACCUCUCUCUUUCCACCUCUGUCUUUUCACCUCUCUCUUUCCACCUUUCUCUUUCCACCUCUCCCUCUUUCCACCUCUCUCUCUCUUCCCCCCCUCUCUGUGAUUGCGGGCAUGUUUGUUUAUAUUUCAGCUUUCUUUCCACCUCUCUCUCUCUCUCUUUCCACCUCUUUCUAUCUUUCUCUUUCCACAUUUCUGUUUUCCACCCUCUCUUUCCACCUCUCUCUUUCCACACCUCUCUCUUUUCACCUCUUUCUUUCCACCUGUCUCUUUCUACUUCUCUGUCUCUGUUGUUUAUACAGUAAGUAA
Acanthosepion pharaonis is the source of this 870-nucleotide messenger RNA. The record is from the annotation of a GenBank genome assembly. NCBI's taxonomy places the organism in Eukaryota, Metazoa, Mollusca, Cephalopoda, Sepiida, Sepiidae.